AUGAGCCGACGUCAUCGUAGAUCAAAAGUGACACGUGUCGUGAACCUGGUCAAAAAAAUCAUCGCAUUUUUCUUCUCCCACAUUGGACUGUGCGCUUUGGUAAGUAAGGCUAAGUCUAGAAUUUGCACUAAAUUUUUUAAUUUCAGGUCGUCGGGUAUGCUCUUCUUGGUGCUGUAAUUUUUAAAGCAGUGGAGCAGCCUCAUGAAAUUGAUGUAGGCUGAAAAUAUGUUGAAAAAAUUCAGAGAAAAAAAAUACAUUUUCAGAUUCAGAGGAAGGUUUUUGAUGCCAGGACCAGAGCUGUUAAUAAAAUCUGGGAUACAACUUUUGACAUCAAUCGAUUGAAUUCAUCGCAUUGGAAUCGAACUGUAAUGGAGCAAGUCGAGAUUUUCAAAAAAGUCCUGAUGCACUCGAUUCGUCGCGGCUUCGACGGCAAACAACUCAACGAAAAUUCGCAGUGGACUUUUACCGGAGCAUUUUUGUAUAGUCUAACUAUUAUCACAACUAUUGGUUACGGUAAUACUGCGGCGAAAACCUAUGUUGGAAAAACUUUGACAAUGUUAUACGCAAUUAUCGGGAUUCCCCUAAUGCUUCUGUUUUUGACAAAUAUUGGAGAUGUUAUGGCGAAAAUUUUCAGGUAACAUAUAUUUUUCAAAAAAAACAAAAACUUUCGCAGUCAGCAGGAUUCGAACCUACGCGGGCAGAGCCCAAUUGAUUUCUAGUCAAUCUCCUUAACCACUCGGACAUGACUGCACGUUUUUUCGCAGCCCUAAAAAUUAUAUUUGUUCAGGUUCCUCUACGCUCAAUCGAUUCGUCUCAAGUUUCGCCUGAUUUUGUGGCACAAAAAAAGAAAGGUGAGGAUUAUUACUGUAGCGGGAGUACUGUAGAGUACUGUAGAUAUAUAUAUUUUAGGCGGCGAAAAUUCGGCGAGCUAAUAGUUUGGUUUCUCGAUUGACACGUGGACAUCGUGUCAAAACUGACAGUUCUGUGGAUUCUUUUGGUUUGGGUGAGUGUUUUUUGUAGAUCAAAAAUUGAGGACUCUUGGGAGUACUGUAGUAAAUUUGUAGAUCAAAAAUUUUGAAUCAUGGGGGUGGGGUACUGUAGUUGUUCCAAUUUUUCUGUAGAUCAAAAAUUUGGAUAUAUUAGGAGUACUGUAGUUAUUAUUUUGAGUAUUUCUGUAGAUCAAAAAUUUGGAAUUUUUAAAAAAUUGCUCGGGACAUACUGUAGUUCAAAAAUAAAUACUGUAGAAUAAUUUUUUUUAAAACUGUAAAUUCAGAAAUCUUGGGAGAGUACUGUAGUUUUUCUGUAGAUAAAAAAUUUGAAACUUAAAAAAACUUAUCUAUGAGAUUACUGUAGUUUUUCAUCUAAUUUUUUGUAGGUCAAAAAUUAGAGUACUGUAGUAUUUCUGUAGAUCAAAAAUCCCCAAUCUUCUAAAAAAAUUUCAGGCGGCGGCGCCGAUGUUGAAGACCUCCUAACCGCCCGCGUCGAAAUGGAACAACUCGAAGUUCGCGAAACCGCGGCGGCUCAACUCGAAGCCGCAACAGUGCCGAUGUCUCUGGUCGUUUUCACCAUGUUGGCGUAUUUGGGAGUGGGAACUGCGACUUUUUCGAUUUGGGAACAGUGGACACUUUUGGAGAGCUUCUAUUUUUGCUAUAUUUCAUUGACAACUAUUGGUGAGUUAGGGUAACUCAAUGGGGUCUGAGAUUUUCAGAAAAAAUAUUCCUAAAAUGAUUUUUAUGAUGAGGAGAUUUCUGGCGCGAAAUGCAAAAAAAUUGUCCAUAAUCUUAAUACAGUAAUCCAGAAAUUUUAUUGGCGCUAAAGUUUUGAUUUACAGUAAUCCAGAAUUCCUGGCGCGAAAUUCAAAUCUAACCCCCAAUUUCCAGGCUUCGGCGACAAAUUCCCCAAAACCUCCGUAAAAGAUGACAGUGAGGCGAAUUUCAAAUUAGUCAUCACAAGUGUCUAUCUCCUUUUUGGUAUGGCACUUCUGGCGAUGUGUUUUAAUUUGGCUCAAGAGGAAGUGCAAAAUAAGACACGGUAUGUUUUCCUGUUUUUUUCUGAUUUAGGCUAACUCAUGAAAUUUUCAGAUGGAUUGCUGACAAAUUUCGAUCAAAAGAUGAUGAUGAUGAUUAA
Molecule: messenger RNA, 2127 nt
Organism: Caenorhabditis angaria
Lineage: Eukaryota; Metazoa; Nematoda; Chromadorea; Rhabditida; Rhabditidae
Source: the annotation of a GenBank genome assembly